UUAUCUGGUCAAUACCAACAAAUAUCGAUCGCUGUAAAUAAAAAAUAAAAAAAAGCCAGCUGAUCGACCCCCAGUGGACACAAUAUCCAAGUGCAAUGGUCAUCAGUUCGACGCCAAAUCAACGUUAAAUUAACGCCGAUAGCGUUGAUUCAACUAUGAACUAUCGCCACUCUGGGAUAUUGUGUCCACUGGGAUAAUGGUGGGAGCCCGCGGGAUAAGGGGCUCCGGCGAGGUGCAGGAGGCUUCACCAGCGCUUCCUGCGCUGUCAUCUGCCAAGCAUCUGUUGACAUUCCACCAGCUGAGACCGUGAACAUGGCAGCUCCAGCACCCGCCUGCGGCCUUCAAGUCUUCUAGCACCGAGGUCACCAACUGGGUCAUUACCUUGGUCCCUCGUAACUGGUGAUUAAAUCGAGGCGCGUGGGUUUCUUGGCUGAAAGAAGACAAUAUUUAGAACACUAAGAAAAGGAAGACAAUUUUGAGGAGAAAAGUUUUAAGCCAGUAUGACUAUGUAGGACAUGGAAGGGAUUACGAAUACAGGCUAGAAGCUGUGAAUAGGAGGACGGAUUCCUAAUAGAAGGAUUCCAAACCAAUUGCAUCAUCAGCGAUCGAACGCCAACCUGCGGGGGAAGCGAGUCCGUCGUUGUGCCGACCAUUUCAAGUGCAUGGACAAGAAAAAAGUGAUAAUCAUUAAUAAAAAAAAAUAUGACUGAUACGGAGCCAAAUAUUUCGGGUCAAAUGACUUAGUGAGAGACAGUAAUAAUUCCCUUAUAAAGCCGCGGGUGAGGAAUCCAUGUGUUGCUGGUCGACUACUCGGCCUCUUGGAAGGUGCUUGCUGGAUACUGUGAGAAGCUCCGCCCGGCCCAGCAUUCCAAGAUCCUGACCUAACUCAGUGAGUCAGCCUUCAGCCUCUGAGCCUCGCAGUCGCGGCCGUGACGGGAGCUUGGCCACUGCUCCUGACCGCCAGGACCAGCUAGUUCACGGGGGAGGUCAGUCGAGGUCCACGACCCGACGUAGAUGUCAACGGUCCGUUACUACGAGUGACAUAAUCUAUGGUGCCCCAGCCUGAACGACCCUGCGACCACCUCCGUCAUUUCCGGUUUGUCCUCAUCGUUGUUCACCCAGCGGCUGUUUCCGGUGAGUGAGUCCCCACUAAACAGGUGUGAGGCAAUGGUGAGUAAUGAGGAUGAGUGAGUGUGUGGGUGAGUAAGAGGAGGCCCUCAGUCGGCCGUAGAGGCUAGGAGGGUGAGGCCACUGCGGUGCAUGCUCAGACACGGCCACGCACGCUGCCGCCCGCCGUGGCAAGUGUCCGCCGAGCCCGACCGUCCUAAGCCACUGUACUCAGUCACAGUGCGUUCGUCAACACCACAAGCCGCUCCACCAGGAUUUACAGUGAAAGUGUCGUCAGUGAUGGUGGCCCAGUGGUUAGCAGCGGUGUUCAGGUCGAGGUGCGGGCGUCCUCAUGUGGCGUGAUGAGGCCCCUCACGCCUGGCUUACUGCUAUGCGGCGAACAGCGAUUACUAAAAUCAUGUUGAUAGCGAGAACCAAUUGUUUACCGCGAUGUAACUGUGCAGGCGUAUACACUUCCAGAGACUCGGUGAGAUACACUCGGCAAAGUGUUUGUUGUGAUGUACUUACGGCGGUGUUUAGGAUAAGCAUGUCCGCGGCUUGAGUGCGUGUGAGUGUAUGUUGUGAUCAGUUCAGAGCGUGGAGGAGCCGUGUGCCUCCUCCUGCCGCCCGCCGCCCACUGCCCGCCCGGGUCCUGGCUGACUCAGGCGUGACUCAGGCACUACCUGCCGCCUACCGGCCGACGCCCACGCGCGCCCACGUGUCUCUACGGGCCUAUGCUCUCGCGCGCCAACGUGCCUGUACCUGCCAACGCCCACGCGCACUCACGUGUGCGCACGUGCCAACGCCCACGUGUCUAUACCUCGCGCGCGUCUCUACGGGCCUACGCCCACGCGCGCCCACGUGUCCGCACGUGCCAACGCACCUGCCGGGACCGUGGCUGUACCUGAAGCUCUCGAUAAGCCUCCGUGGCGUCCGUGACCUGCAGGCAGGAUGACCGUCGCGGUGGCCGCCACACUGACGGACCUGCCGCUCUCCCUUGCCCUGCUCCUCGGCAUGGACGACGUCCCCGACGCCCCCAUGCGCCACCCACGGCCGCCCGACGCCCCCCCUGUCACCACCCACGACUCCGCUACGCCCAGUACCUCCCGGCAGGAUACCUACGCCCUCGCUGAAGAAAUCACCCAUGAUUCCUACACUCUCGCUGCCCUCGAUGCUUACACCCUCGCCGUCCCCACCACCUACACCCUCGCCGCCCCCACCUCCUACUCCCUCGCCGCCCCCACCACCUACACCCUCGCCGCCCCGACCACCUACACCCACGCCAUCCCCACCACCGCCCACGAGGCGUACACUCAGGUGGACUUUCCCAAAGCAGCCCAUGACACUGGCCUCGACACAUAUCCUGAGGGCGGGUCACACGGGGCAUCAUUCUCAUGGGAGGGGGUAUCGCCCGACCCCGCCCUCAGCCUAUACGGGUCCCCGGGGCUGCCCGCGCCCUCACCCCGCCCCACGCCCACACCCGAGGCCACACACUCAGGACAUACUCAGAGCGCCGCUCAGAGUGUGAGUGUCACGCUUGCUGACCUCACCCUCGCCGCUCCCCACACCUGCCAAGCCCCUCCUGAGUACACCAGCGGCUACCAUGACGCCCCCCGCGGCUACCUCGACACACCCCCCUACAGGAGCAGCGCCUCCCCCUCAUUGGCUCUGCUGGCAGGGGAAGACCUACCGGGGAGCUCUGAUUGGUCGAGCAUCAGCGGAGCGACAGUGGGGUUGGAGGGGUGGGGCGCCGACCCCCUCCAGCACGUGUGGCCCUCUCCCUCCUGGCCCCCCCAGCAGGAUCCCUGGACCCUUCAGGUCUCCGCGGCGGGCCACCCUGCGGCUCUCAGCCCCGCCAGCAGGGAGGUGGCCCAAGGCCUCCCGCAGGGGGCGCCCACCGCCCGCCGCUCGGCCUCCCGCUCGCCUCUGAGCCCGCCGGCCCCCUCGCCCGGAGGGCGCUCGCCCCUCGCCCCGCCACUCCCGUCACCCGGAGGACGCUCGCCCCGCUCGCCGCUCGCCCCGUCAUCCGGAGGGCGCUCGCCCCUCGCCCCGCCACCCCCUUCACCCGGAGGGGGGGCCCGCUCGCCCCGCGACACCCGCCAGGCGGAGCGACGCCGCUGGCGGCGACGGCAGGAGGAACAGACGGGAGCAGAGGAGGGAGAGUGGCGGGGGCGUGGCAGCGGGUGGCGGCGGUGGCUGCCCCGCCGCGCACACAGUCUGGUCCUCAUGGAGGGAGAGGGAGGAGCGGCGGCGGAGAGUGGGGGGACUGGCACCCCCAGGGCCUCCCCCACCGCCCCCCCUCACACCCCGACACGACACCACACGCCACACGACGCCGACGACGCCGACGACGACGACGCGCCGGUGUGCGUCCCGCCAGGUGAGUCACCCAGAUUUGAAAUGUUUGAUCAUGCGCGCGCAGUCGCCCUUAGACCGGUCUGAGGCGCGGGUCUACCGCCCACUAGCGGGUGGCGUGGCACCGUGCCUGCCGUGGGUGGCGGCAGGACACACACACACACACACACACACACGCCGCCCUGCGCCACCCAGGCCACGCCGACCACCUUCUGGUGCGGGGCGGCAGCUGAGAGCCAGUGGCCCCGCCCACGCCACACUCACCGCCCACACCCACCGCCACGCCCACCAACGCCACUCUUGCAGGCGUGUUGCACACACACAUACGCGCAAUGCGGUGCAGCGUGUGCAAGGCGGCCACUUCCUCCAUGCACUGGCGGAUGCUGGCGGCCCAGAGACCGUUGGUUACCUUCCAGGAAUUGCAGACGGCAUGUGUGGGGGAGGGGGGGGUCAAUGGAGGGGUGUGGAGGGGGAGUGGGGGGUGGAGGAAUGGUCCGGGGGGAAGAAGGGGGUGUUGGUGGGGUUUAGGGACCUCGUACGGGGGUAAAGAUGGCUAUAUACAUGCUCCCCAUCGUGUCACGUCUUCCCGGGUGAGAGAGCUUUGCUAUGCGUCUUGAAUCUAGGUGCGGGGCAGGCAGAUUAUUGCUCAGCGUAUGGUCGCAGCCGCUCUCCUGCCUGCCAGCGCUUGGCCAAUCGCUCGGCGUAUAGCAGCAGCCGCUGACUCUCCUGACAAGGCUUGGCCAAUCGCUCGGCGUAUAGCAGCAGCCGCUGACUCUCCUGACCAGGCUUGGCCAAUCGCUCGGCGCAUAGCAGCAGCCGCUGACUCUCCUGACAAGGCUUGGCCAAUCGCUCAGCGAAUGGUAGCGGCCGCUGACCUGCCUGCCAGCGUUCGGCCAAUCACUCCGAGAUCACUGUGAGUCUUCAUACACGCUAUCGGUCAUUCAUACAUUUUCCUUUUACGUUUUUUGUAUAAUACAUGAUUAUGGUUGAGUGGGCCGCAGGUUUGUCGGACAGGUUAGAAAAACUCGAGUGUGAGCUCUGAGGGGCUAUCCUGCUGGUGGCGUUGUGGAGGCCCGUGGAGAAGCACUUGAGUGUGAGCUCUGAGGGGCUAUCCUGCUGGUGGCGUUGUGGAGGCCCGUGGAGAAGCACUUGAGUGUGAGCUCUGAGGGGCUAUCCUGCUGGUGGCGUUGUGGAGGCCCGUGGAGAAACACUUGAGUGUGAGCUCUGAGGGGCUAUCCUGCUGGUGGCGUUGUGGAGGCCCGUGGAGAAACACUUGAGUGUGAGCUCUGAGGGGCUAUCCUGCUGGUGGCGUUGUGGAGGCCCGUGGAGAAGCACUUGAGUGUGAGCUCUGAGGGGCUAUCCUGCUGGUGGCGUUGUGGAGGCCCGUGGAGGGGUACUGUGAGCAGAUAAUUAGGCCCUGUGAGGCCACUCAGGGUGCAGGGACAAGCAGGUUGCCCUCUACUUCACACAACUCCAUAAUUUGACCGCUGGUCAAGGGGCCCCAGAGAUGUUGCAUAUGAGGUACCGGAAACAUGCAAUGGCCGCCUGCCACGGCCGGUCCUCUGAGAGAGGCGAGGGGGGCCCAGUGCAGGGGGUUCAGCCCAAGCUUGUUCCGGUAAUGUAUUUCAUGGCUAAAGCUUGGCGCCUUGGCUUGAACCUCUGGCUUGGUGUUGGUCUUAUGAACUAUAACACCUCUGGAGGCUGGACGGUAGAGCGACGGUCUCGCUUCAGGCAGGUUGGCGUUCAAUCCCCGACCGUCCAAGUGGUCGUCCUCGUUCCAUCCCAAAUCCUUAUCCUGAUCCCUUCCAAGUGCUAUAUAGUCAUAAUGCCUUGGCGCUUUCCCCCCUGAUAAUUCCUUCCUUCCUUCAUUCACGCCACCACCAUAACUUACUGACCAACCAGCAAGGAUAUUCUUGAACACAGUCCAGGACAAAAGUAAACUCCCAGUGUGUAUAUAUAUACACCGAGAAGCGGGGUGUACCUCCAGUGUAUUAUUAUCCUACUCAACCGUGUUCAAGAGUCCUCCACGUUUUUCGCUGAAAGAUGAAUCGAGGAUACAUCAUGGGGUUCCCUGAAGCCUCUGGUCCGCCCUCAGGCUGAAGAGAAUAUAAAUGAUCCAUUAGAAGGUGGUGUAGUGAUUCGUUAGAGGGAUAUAGUGAUCCGUUAGAGGGGUACAGUGAUCCGUUAGAGGGGUACAGUGAUCCGUUAGGGGGUUACAGUGAUCCGUUAGAGGGGUACAGUGAUCCGUUAGAGGGGGUACAGUGAUCCGUUAGAGGGGUACAGUGAUCCGUUAGAGGGGUACAGUGAUCCGUUAGGGGGUUACAGUGAUCCGUUAGAGGGAUACAGGGAUCCGUUAGAGGGGGUACAGUGAUCCGUUAGAGAUGUACAGUGAUCCAUUAGAGAUGUACAGUGAUCCAUUAGAGGGGUACAGUGAUCCAUUAGAGGGGUACAGUGAUCCGUUAGAUGGGUACAGUGAUCCAUUAGAGGGGUACAGUGAUCCAUUAGAGGUGGUACAGUGGUCCAAAGAGUAAUAGAGGUCCAUUGAGUCCUCUAUUAAAAUAAAGAGUCCACAGAGGAAAACAGCGGUCCAUUGAAGCUCGCUGUGCCAUUCCAAUGGAAAGCCUAAUGCUGCAGCUUGUGUCCCAACGCAUUAAAAAAUAUCAACAAUCAUAGAAGAUAAUGUGUAAGAGGAAAUAUCUCCUGGUUGCCCGUAUAACAAAAAUAAGAUGAAGCACCCUCAACUAAAAAUAUUAAUGAGUUAGAUUAUUUUUAGAAGGAAUUGCUUGGAAUUAUUGGUGUAGAGAGCAUGUGACUGGCCAGACCACACACUAGAAGGUGAAGGGACGACGACGUUUCGGUCCGUCCUGGACCAUUCUCAAGUCGAUUGUGGCACGUUAUUGUGACUCAUCACCAGCAUGUGACUGAGGCUGGACUUUAUAGUUCUCUGAAUCCAAGUGUUUCCAUGACGUAAACACGAGAACAAACUAACGUCUAAACACUGUGAAUGUUAGCGCAGCAGCAGUCUAUCAUUUUCAUCUCAUUUGCUGGUGUCUUAGCAGUGCUCUGUAACUGUGGUGUCACCCCGAAGUGGCAGACGUUUCUUACUUGUUCAUUGCAAUAUCCGAAAAUUCGGCUGUAACUGCGAUUGAAACUGGCAAUGAUGCCGUUGCUCCAUUCACUCCUCAGCGCACUAGCACCGCCAUCAGUCAUUCUCUGGGUCGUGGGACGGGAAGGGGCUGAUCGUACCCUGCGGCCGAAGACGUUUUGCACACUCCAAGUUUUUUUAUUUUUUUUUGCCUUAACUAGGAGUGAAUCUUCGAAGAUUCCCCCCCCCCCCCCCCGUGUACGAUCAUUAU
Messenger RNA from Procambarus clarkii (red swamp crayfish), 6818 nucleotides. NCBI's taxonomy places the organism in Eukaryota, Metazoa, Arthropoda, Malacostraca, Decapoda, Cambaridae. The record is from RefSeq and is a predicted model, not a curated record.